Molecule: messenger RNA, 1083 nt
Organism: Pyrenophora tritici-repentis Pt-1C-BFP
Lineage: Eukaryota; Fungi; Ascomycota; Dothideomycetes; Pleosporales; Pleosporaceae
Product: YppG domain containing protein
Source: RefSeq, a predicted model, not a curated record
AUGGCCAAUAAAGGCACCCAUGAGCGCGAUCUACCUACCCUGGCUGCUCUCGCAGAGUUUUCCGACAAAGAACAAUGCUACACCGAACUCUCCUUCUGCGUUCCUAAUUCUCUCGCCUUUGCCAAGCGCCUCACGUGGGAGCAAACAUCCUGGAUUCCAAGUGCCAUCGACUACAAGUUUGCGAACCCAAUCAGCGCAGCUGACGCCCAUCUCAUCGCACAUCAUCUACGACACCAACUAGGUCAGACCGUUACUCCUUCAGCUAUCCGAAAUGCGCUGCUGCUCGGGAGCACAUAUGACCCCUCUGCAGAUGGGAAAAUGAGCAAAGACCUAGGCACAUACUCCCACAUCUUUGUCAUCUUUCCUCAUAUAUCUACGCACGCCGCAACAGACGAGACGUUUCUCAAAAUCUGGCACGACGACAUUGUCAAACCAGCUUUUGACCGCGCUUGGGCUGAUAGUGGUCUCGUCACUGUGUCGGGCUGUCCUCACGACUCCAGAACCAGGAUCCUACCUUCGCGCGGUAUCUCUACAACCAAUGACGCCUUGUCUUUCAUUGGCUUCCACGAACACUUCCGCAACCGCAAUUCAAACACCGUACGUACGUACUGGCCCUCGUGGCAAGAUCACUCUUCCACCCCUGACAUAGAAGGCCAAUAUACGGGUCUCCGCUCCACCACCUACGCAUCAGCUUGGACGUCAAUCAAGGGUAUGUUGAAGGAUCAUCCUCAGCUACCGCAAUAUCAAGAUCCCGUGUUGUUGGCGCUAUGUAGGGGCAGGGUAUUCGUUAAUGCGUGGUUGAAUACGCACGAUCGGUUUCGCUGCUUGGCGCAGGAGUGGGAUAAGUACGUUGAUUCAAGAUGGAUGCAACAAGGUAGUUUCAAGAUUGUGGAGGGAAUUGUGAUGGGGACUUUGGAUGAGGCGAACAAGAUGGUAGCGAAGGAUGGGGCGAGUAACAUUGUGUAUGUGGGGGAUGAUAAGGGUAAUAUCCAUGAGAGGCGCAUUGGGGAUGAGGACGGUGAGGACGAGCUUGAUGAUGACAUGGAAGGGAAUGGACAUCAGACUAAGAAGGCGAAGAUUUAG